Molecule: messenger RNA, 4900 nt
Organism: Anolis sagrei ordinatus
Lineage: Eukaryota; Metazoa; Chordata; Lepidosauria; Squamata; Anolidae
Gene: TRPA1
Product: transient receptor potential cation channel subfamily A member 1
Biological process (GO): transmembrane transport; monoatomic ion transport
Cellular component (GO): membrane
Molecular function (GO): protein binding; monoatomic ion channel activity
Source: RefSeq, a predicted model, not a curated record
CACACCAGAAGCGACUUUCAGUUUCUCAAGUCGCUCCUGACACGGGAAAAAAAAACUCUCAGAGGUUGGGGUGGUCUCUUUCCGGCUGGUCCUUCCUCAGGAACUUCUUGAAAGAAGAGAGGCGCCUUCCCUUCCCUUCCUUUUCCCUUGGCUCAGCUUCUCCUCCCCGCCACCCCCGCAGCCAGACUCCGGGUCGCUCUUUGGCUGCGGAGGAGCGCCAGGGAGGGCAGGGAGCCCGGGGCUGGGAGGCGGGGGUGGUGGGUGGCCAGUCCUUUGAGUCGGUGCCUCCUUCUCGUUCCCUUCUUGCAGGUUCCCGAAGGAGCCCUUGCUCUCCCGGCCAUGAAGCGCUCCCUCCGCAAGUGGCUGCAGUCCGGGGAGAAGAAGGCGCGCACCUCCUACGAGGGAGUCGUGUGCGAAGCCGACGCCGCUUCCAUCGCCUCCCAGGACGUCUUCAAGGUAAUCUCGGAUGGGAGUACCUCCCGGCUGCGAAGCUUCAUUAAGAAGAACCGUGAGGGGCUUAAGAAAUUGGAUGAUCUCAAUGCCACUCCAUUGCAUCAUGCUGCAGGACAAGGUCAACUUGAAUUAAUGCAGAUGAUUAUAGAUUCUUCAUCUGAAGCAUUAAAUGUGACGGACACAUCUGGAAAUACACCACUACACUGGGCCACAAAAAAGAACCAGAUUGAAAGUGUGAAAUUACUUCUCCGUGGAGGGGCUAAUCCAAACAUUUUGAAUUCUAAUAUGAUGGCUCCCCUUCACUUGGCUGUGCAGUCCCUUCGCAAUGAACUAGUUAAGAUUUUUGUUGAACACACCACCACAGAUGUAAACUUGGAAGGAGAAAGUGGAAAUACACCUAUAACAAUAGCAUGUUAUAAAGAUAAUUCUGAGGCACUCAAGCUUCUGAUAGAAAAUGGUGCUAAGAUAUGUAAAGGAAACAGUAUGGGUUGGAUGCCAGUCCAUGCAGCUGCAUUCUCUGGUGCAAAAGUAUGCAUGGAAAUUCUUAUAAAAAGGGGUGAAGAGUUGGGCUAUUCCCAUGAAAAUCACAUCAAUUUUACAAAUAAUGGGAAGUGUACUCCCCUUCAUUUAGCGGUUCAAAGUGGAGACUUGGAAAUGAUUAAAAUGUGCAUUGAAUAUGGAGCACAGAUUGAUCUCAAACAGAAUGAUAAAUGCACAGCUCUUCACUUUGCUGCUACCCAAGGAGCUACUGAAAUACUUAAAUUAAUGAUGUCAUCUUAUACUGGUGAUGAACCUAUCAUUGAUGCUUUAGAUGGAAAUAAGGAAACACUGCUUCACAGGGUUGCACUAUUUGAUCACUAUGAACUGGCAGAAUAUCUGAUAACAAUGGGAGCAAAGAUAGAUAGUGUUGACAUUGAGGGUCGAACUCCACUACUGCUUGCUACUUCAUGUGCAUCAUGGAAAAUUGUGAAUUUGUUGCUCUCAAAAGGGGCAAAUGUAGAAUUAAAAGAUCACCUCGGUCGUAAUUUUUUGCAUUUAACAGUAUUGCACCCUGGAGGAUUAAAACAUCUGAAUGACCAAUUUUUGAAGAUGAAGCAUAUUAAAGAACUUGUAACUGAUGAAGACAAUGAAGGGUGCACUCCGCUGCAUUAUGCUUGCCGACAAGGUGUUCCUCUUUCAGUUAAUAGCCUCCUUGAACUGGAUGUUUCCAUCUAUUCUAAAAGUAGAGACAAGAAAUCUCCUUUGCAUUUUGCUGCUAGCUAUGGACGAAUCAACACCUGCCAACGACUUUUGCGAGAUAUGGAAGAUACCAGACUUUUGAAUGAAGGAGACAAGAAAGGGAUGACACCUCUUCACUUGGCUGCUCAAAAUGGUCAUGAGAAGGUGGUACAGUUUCUCCUGAGGAAAGGUGCCCUUUUCCUCUGUGAUUAUAAAGGAUGGACAGCUUUGCAUCAUGCUGCCUUUGGAGGUUACACUCGCACAAUGCAGAUAAUUUUGAAUACAAAUGUGAAGUGCACAGAUAAAGUGGAUGAAGAAGGGAACACAGCUCUUCAUCUUGCUGCCAAAGAAGGUCAUGCAAAAGCAGUUAGACUGCUUCUUGAUGACAAUGCAAAAAUACUCCUGAACAAAUCUGAUGCAUCUUUUCUUCAUGAAGCCAUACAUAAUGGACGCAAAGAUGUUGUGAAUGCUAUCAUUUUACAUAAAAGGUGGGAAGAGUCCAUGACAACAUUUUCUCAUUACUCAUCUGCAAAUAAAUGUGCCAUUCUGGAGAUGGUUGAAUAUCUUCCUGAAUGUCUUAAAUUAGUUUUAGACAACUGCAUGGUUGAAUCAUGUGAAGAAAAGACUUGCAGAGACUUUCAUGUUGAAUAUAACUUUCGAUAUCUUCAGUGUCCACUGAAGCUUACCAAGCAAUAUAAAGAAGGUGAUGAAAUAAUGUAUGAACCACUUCACAAUCUAAAUGCCAUGGUACGUCAUAACCGUGUUGAAUUGCUCAGCCAUCCUGUUUGCACAGAAUAUUUGCUUAUGAAAUGGAUGGCUUAUGGGUUUAAGGCACAUCUAAUGAACCUUGCUGUGUAUUCCCUUGGUUUAAUACCUCUAACCCUCCUGAUUGUCCACGUUGAAAGACCAGAACUACCUUACAAUGCAACUGUUAAAUCAGGACCUCUUGGUAAAAAGAAUUCAUACUUCAUAAAAGUAUGUAUGUGUUUGGUUUUUAUCAUGAGUGUUUUUGGAAUCUGCAAAGAAAUAGUACAGCUUUUCCAACAGAAACUGAGAUAUUUGCUGGAUUAUUCCAAUCUCCUUGACUGGAUAAUUUAUACUACAAGCAUCAUUUUUGUAUCAUCUUUAUUCAUUAACCUCCCAGCUAAUCUACAGUGGGAAUGUGGUGCAAUUGCUAUAUUCUUGUCUUGGAUGAACUUUUUGCUGUACCUGCAAAGAUUCGAAAAUUUUGGAAUAUAUGUUGUGAUGUUUUGGGAGAUUCUAAGGACUCUGAUCCGGAUUGCGAUCGUGUUCUUCUUCUUAAUGUUAGCCUUUGGGCUCAGCUUCCAUGUUCUUCUCGGUUCACAGGAAACAUAUGGCACUCCAUAUCUUUCUGUAAUGCAGACCUUUGCCAUGAUGCUAGGAGAUAUAAAUUAUCAUGAUGCUUUCCUUGAACCAAUGUUGACCAAUAGACUACCUUAUCCGUUACUGAGCUAUUUAAUUCUUAUAGUUUUCACCCUGCUUAUUCCAAUUCUUCUUAUGAAUUUACUGAUUGGUUUGGCUGUUGGGGACAUUGCAGAGGUACAGAAAUUUGCUGCGUUGAAAAGAAUAGCAAUGCAGGUCAAUCUUCACACAAACUUGGAGAAGAAACUGCCAUAUUGGUUUCUCAGCAGAGUUGACCAAGAAUCAAUCACUGUUUAUCCUAACAGGCCAAGAUAUUGUGGAUUCAUGAGUGUGUUUCAGUAUUGCUUUGGAUGUGAUGAUAGAGCAUCAGAUAUGCCCAGCGCUGACACAUCGUUAGAGCUAGAAGUAUUAAAACAGAAGUACAGACUUAAGGAUAUUGCAAUACUCUUGGAGAAGCAGCAUGACCUCCUUAAGCUGGUUGUACAAAAAAUGGAGAUCAUCUCAGAAGCUGAAGAUGAAGACACAAAUGAUUUGUUCCAACACAAAUUUAGGAAACAGCAGUUGGAGCACAAGAACAGUAAGUGGGAUACAGUCUUAAAGGCAGUAAAAUCCCAAUGCUCCUGAGUCUUCUGGAGCUGUAUCCAGACAAAGCUGUGGUUAAUGCAGUGGCUUGCUGGCAGGUCACAUUAGCUGCCAUAGUGUGACAAGUCAGGAUGAGAUAAGAAGAAAGCUUGCCUUUAUACAUAAGCAUCUGUAGUAGGCAGUGAAGCUUCUUAGCACUAAGCAGAUGCACGAUUUUUUAUUGACAAGACGUAUCGACCUAGAUUGCACAUCCCACUUCAUUUCCUUCUAUUCUCAAUUAUCCUGCAGCAUCGAGUAGUUGUUUAUACCUGGUUGACCUGGUAAUAUCACAGUUGGUGUAUCUAAUCACCAUCUGUUCCUUAAUUUGCAGGCUCUUACUCUCAGAGUUGCAUGAGUAUAAUAGUAAUAGAGUUUACAUCAUGCAUAGAAAGAUGUUAUCAAGUUGAGUUCAUAUAAACUGUAGUUACUUAGCUUCCUACCUUUGUAGUGCAAUACUAAACAGUAGCAUUCAGAUCAAACCAACUCAUAGAGAAACUGUUUGCUUUGGACUUAAAAAGACAAACAAUGAUUUCAUGUGGCACAUAUUCCAUAGCACCUAUUUUCCCCUUACCUAAAGUCUAGUGGCAGAGAGUAUUAAUGCUCCAUGCAUCAUCACAGUUCUAUGCACCAGAAUAAUACAUGUUCUGUUAACCUCUAGAUUAGACUGUGGCAAUGUGCUUGCUCUGUUUGGUGUUUGAAGACAAUGUGGAGGCUGAAGCUGUUACAGAACGUAGCAAACCAGGUACUGACUAGUAGCAUUCAUAGGACUUGUAUCACUCUAGUCCUAAAGAAUCUGCAUUGUGUCAUUUCCAAAGCUUGGUUCAAUCUAUUGAUUUAUGAAGUCUUAAAUAAAUUGCAUCCUAAGUGCCUGAAAAAAUAUCCUAACUUCAAUUGACCACCUCAGGUCCUAAGAUCAGUAGCAGAGACACAUCUAUCAACAAUGUUACCUGUAGAGGUUACUGAGAAAUGAUGUCUGAAAGGUCUUUUCAGUGGCUGUGCUACCUUGUAAGAUGCAUAUAGCAUCUGCAUUACAUCCAAUCAUGUUAAUCAUAACUAUCCCACUUAGCUCUUUGAAAGUGAACAAAAGAUGUGAAGGCAUGCAUUUCCUCCCUAUAGUGAACCUGUAUAUCAUAUAUUCAUUUUUCAUUUUACAUACAUUCAUUUUUCAACUGUGGUCUUGUAUUAGGAAUAGGCAAAGUGAGGCCUAAGGGUGAAAUGUUCACCC